AAAAAAACAGUGCACAGCCAUAACAACAAAGCUAUAAAUAGCAAGGGCAUUAAAACUUUUGCCAACAACAAAACAAAACUAAACACAGACUCACUCACACACAUACGCGCGUACGCCCACCCAUACUCGCUCACAUUAACGGAUUGUUUAUUUAAGCGUCAUGUCUACGCCAACCACGCCCAAAACGCCCACACCGCCCACACUGCCGCCGGGCGUGACCAAAGUGUGCCACAUCGUGAAGCGGCCGGAUUUCGAUGGCUAUGGCUUCAAUCUGCACUCGGAGAAGGUGAAGCCGGGCCAGUUCAUUGGCAAGGUGGACGAGAAUUCGCCAGCCGAGGCAGCUGGCCUGAAGGAGGGCGAUCGCAUCCUGGAGGUCAACGGCGUCUCCAUUGGCAGCGAGACACACAAGCAGGUGGUGGCGCGCAUCAAGGCCAUUGCCAACGAGGUGCGGCUGCUGCUGAUCGAUGUGGAUGGCAAGGCGAACGAAAUGCCAGCGAAAUCGGCAUCGCCGACGCCGGCGACCAAUGGCAAUGCUAAUGCUAAUACUAACACUAAUAACACUAAUAAUGGCAGUCCGCCCAGCUAUGAGGGCACCAAGCAGGAGCUGCCCGGCGCCAGCGCCAACAUCAGCAGCAUCAGUGUGACCAGCAUGAAGCGCGUCUCGAACGCGAGCAGCACUCAGAGCGGCAGCACAGUGAAUGCCAGCGACAUGGAUGUGGUUGACAGGGGUGUGCCUGUGGCGCCAGCGCCGGUUGUUGGUGUCGCCCCAGUCGCAGCGCAGAAUGGCAGCAAAUCGCCAACAAACAACAACAACAACAGCAUCAACAACAACAACAGCAAAAUGAUGAGCACUCCCCCACCACCGUCAGCCACGGUGGCCAGCAUGACAAACAAUGGCAGCGUCUACAGCAGCAGCACCACCACCAACAACACCAGCACCACCAAUGGCACCACAAAUGUCAUGGGCAAUGGCAAUGGCAGCGCCAUGCCCACAGCGCCGGCGCCAGCGCCCAAUGGGGCUACGAAUCGUGCCGGCAGUUUGAAUUUGCCGCUGACCGUUGCCGAAAUGCGCGCCAAGCUGGCCUCCAGGAAGAAGUACGAUCCCAAGAACGAGAGCGUCGAUCUGAAAAAGAAAUUCGAAAUCAUACAGAAGCUCUGAGGUGCCCAUUAUCCAGACCAGAUCAUGCACCCAGCAUUCGAAACACCGUACUUGUUAUUAUUCUACACGAAAGCGCACAAACGAUAAGGUUCAACUCUUAUUAAAUGGCUGGCAGAUCCAUAUCAUAUAUAUACCAUAUAUGUAUAUAUAUAUAUAUACAUAUUGUCGACAUGUUGUGGCAUAUCUUUCUUUAGCUACGGCAGGCAUAUACUUUGUAAUACUUGAUGAUGAUAAACCUAACUACUAUGUAUUUUAGUAUGCAAAAGUCACUUAUGAAUUAAGCAAGCUUUUAAUUAAUAAAUUUAAUUUAGCCUAAGCUAAAUAGCUCAAACCAUUCCAGGCCCGUAGACAAAACCCAUUGAGAUCCAAAAAGAAAUACGAGAAUAAUAUAAAACGCUAUUUGACAUUGCGCCUAGUUAUGAAGUAAAAUUUCAAACCCCCCGAAUACAUUCCC
Molecule: messenger RNA, 1613 nt
Organism: Drosophila navojoa
Lineage: Eukaryota; Metazoa; Arthropoda; Insecta; Diptera; Drosophilidae
Biological process (GO): protein localization to plasma membrane
Cellular component (GO): apical plasma membrane
Molecular function (GO): protein binding; protein-membrane adaptor activity
Source: RefSeq, a predicted model, not a curated record